Messenger RNA from Annulohypoxylon truncatum, 4632 nucleotides. RefSeq lists its product as uncharacterized. The record is from RefSeq and is a predicted model, not a curated record. Bases 1 to 4632 code for a protein of 1543 amino acids. Gene Ontology annotation, biological process: siRNA processing. Lineage: Eukaryota; Fungi; Ascomycota; Sordariomycetes; Xylariales; Hypoxylaceae. Gene Ontology annotation, cellular component: cytoplasm; RISC complex; nucleus. Gene Ontology annotation, molecular function: ATP binding; ribonuclease III activity; RNA binding. The transcript has 5 exons.
AUGCUAUCGCCAAAUUCACUCGGGGGCGUUAGGCUUGCACCUAGCCCAUCGCGUUCUCCAGCGACAGAAGCCAGUUCUCCGACGGACGUCGAUGAUGAUUCUGGCUCUGAAGAUGACCCUUCUCACACAGAGGCCCCGGAGCCUCAGAGGGGGGCACGAAAAGUACUUGACAACAUGCAGUUUUCUCAAUUCAUGAGAACUCAUCAGGAGAAGUUGAUUAAUUCAACUGUUGGCCCGGAUAUUAAGCUUGAUGAGAAGUCUAUGUAUCUGCUCGUGCGAGAGGCAGAAAGCGAGAAGAUCAUUUCGAGUCCCAGAGAAUACCAGACUGAGUUAUUCGAGAGAGCCAAGCAGAAAAAUAUCAUUGCCGUCCUUGAUACCGGGACGGGUAAAACGCUCAUUGCUGCGCUUCUCCUUCGUUAUACCCUUGACCAGGAACUAGAGGACAGAAGCGUUGGCAAGCCGCCACGAGUUUCUUUCUUCUUGGUCGACAAAGUUGCAUUGGUCCAUCAGCAGUACGAGGUGCUCAAAGCUAACCUUGACCAUCCCGUCCAUCGAUUCCACGGACAUCUUGGUGGUUUCACACUCACCCGCGAUUUCUGGCAGAAAACUGCGGCGGAGAGUAUGGUGAUUGUUUGCACUGCGGAGAUCCUACUCUCGUGUCUUCAUCAUUCGUUCGUCAAAAUGGAGAACAUCAACCUUCUCAUAUUCGACGAAGCUCAUCAUACAAAAAAGAACCAUCCGUAUGCUAGAAUAAUCAAGGAUUUUUAUGCUUCGCUAGAAAUAGGAGAAAAAAGACGACCUCGGAUCCUAGGUAUGACUGCAUCACCUGUUGAUGCUAAAACAGAUGUUACUUCCGCUGCCGCAAAGUUGGAGGGGCUCCUGCAUAGCGAGAUAGCCACAGUAGCCGAUCUCUCGAUCUAUGCGAAGUCUUCCAUUAACCGACCAAUCGAAGAUUUCAUCGAGUAUACCAGACCGCCGGAACCCUUCGAGACCCUCCUCUGGCAAAAGUUGCAUAAGUUGGUCGGGCACAAUGAUGUCUUUAGAAGACUGUUCUUCUAUUCAAGGUGCUGCACUACAGAAUUGGGCCGCUGGUGCGCGGAUCGAGUUUGGAAGAUAUGCCUCACCGAGCAAGAAGCCCAGAAGUUGGAGGCAAGGACAGAGAAAAAUUUCUCGUCUGGAAAAGUGCAGCUUCCAAUAGCCGCCCUUGAUGCCGAAAGAUCGGCCGUCAGGGAGGCCUAUCAGAUAGUGGCGAACCACUCGAUGCCCGAACUCGAUCGCAACUCUUUCUAUCUAUCACACAAGGUCGAGGCGCUCAUUGAGGCGCUCCAAAAGCAUUUAGAUCCAAAGGAGGAUAAGUGCAUCGUAUUCACAGAACAGCGCCUUACUGCCAUGUUGCUAACCGAUCUCUUGAAGCAGCCGAGUCUAAAUAUGCCUGAUAUCAAGCCCGGCAUGCUGCUAGGAGCGAGCAACGACUCAGGGGACAUGGGGAUGACGUUGAAAGACCAAUUCGUGACCAUGUACCAAUUUCGAAAUGGUGACAUUAACUGCCUAUUCUCCACGAGUGUUGGAGAAGAAGGCAUCGACAUCCCCGACUGCAAUAUCAUCAUCAGGUUUGACCUUUGCAAGACGAUGAUCCAAUAUAUUCAAUCAAGAGGUCGAGCACGGCGCAAGGACUCAAAGUUCUUUCAUAUGGUUGAAUUCACUAAUCAGGGUCAGGUACAAACCAUCUUUGACAACGAAGAUAGCGAAGUUAGACUUCGCAAAUUUUACAACACGUUAUCUGAAGACCGAAUUCUUACCGGCAAUGAUUAUAAGAUAGACUAUUUUCUCUCUCAAGAGAAGAGCCUCCGCACCUACAUCGUGCCUUCAACUCGCGCAAAGUUGACCUACAAAAUCAGUCUUACGAUUCUAGCCAACUUCGUCUCAACCCUGCCACGACCAUUGGACACCAUUUAUUCUCCGGAUUAUAUCAUAAGAAAUGUUGGCCGUGAAUUCGAAUGCGAGGUUCUUCUACCAGAUACUUCUCCAAUCAAAAGCGCAGUUGGACGUCGUGCAACGUCCAAACAAGUCGCCAAGUGCGCGGCAGCGUUUGAAAUGUGUCUGCAACUAAAGAAAAAGAAAUACCUCGACGACUAUUUACAAUCAACAUUUACCAAAAAGCUCCCGAGCAUGCGCAACGCACAUCUAGCUAUCAGUUCCAAGAAACGCGCCGAAUAUCCUAUGCGUACGAAGCCCGAAAUGUGGGAUAGCCGAGGUAUGCCGGAGAGGUUGUUUCUGACGGUAUUGAAGAUGACUUCUCCAGAGGCCCUGGGAAGAUCAUCAAGACCUCUGGCUAUUCUUACGAGAUGUCCACUCCCGCAAAUAGCCAAAUUUCCCCUAUUCUUCGAUCAUCAGCGUACCUCGGACGUGGAAUGUGUGCCCCUAUCUGCCAUCUUAGAGGUAGAACACGAAGAUAUCGAGCAAAUGAAUCAUUUCACGCUGAAGAUAUUUGAUGAAAUAUUUAGUAAGGAGUACCGCUCGGCACCGGAAAAGAUGCCAUAUUUUCUUGCGCCCCUUGUACAUCCCCACGACUACGACUUUACUAGUAUCGCCAAUGACGCCCGCACUAUCAUCGACUGGGAAUGUCUUGCCAUGCUUCAAACGACAACAAGAUAUCUCGAUCCAGAAAAUCAACCAGAUGAAUUUUUCGAGAACAGGUUUGUCAUUGACCCACAUGAUGGUUCGCGUAAAUUUUACACUGUUCGCCGCCGCCGGGAUCUUAAGCCAACAGAUCCAGCAGCUUGUGGAGUACCCAGGAAACAGGGUGGUGGAAAGGGUAUGAAAGGGACGCCAGGAGACAUUUGGAACUUCAGUAUCAGCUUAUGGUCUAGGACGCGAUCCAAAUUAACAGUUCGUCUUGAUUUACCUGUGGUUGAAGCCGAGUAUAUUCCACUUCGACGGAAUCUCCUCGACGAACUCGACAGACCUGAAGAGGUAGAACGAAAAUGCUUCCUUAUCUUUGAGACUCUGAAGAUAUCCCCGCUACCGAUUGAUGUGAUUGCCAUGGCUUACAACUUACCUGCAAUAAUCUACAGGCUCGAGACGAGUAUCAUCGUACUAGAAGCAUGCCAAUCUCUAUCCCUAAGCAUUCGCCCCGACCUCGCCCUUGAGGCAAUGACUAAGGAUAGUGACAACACCGAAGAACACUCUGAGGAGCAGGUGAACAUCCAGCGAGGCAUGGGAAAGAAUUACGAACGUCUUGAAUUCCUUGGCGAUUCAUUCUUAAAGAUGAGCACCACAAUUGCUUUGUUUUCUCAGAUUCCCGAUAGCAACGAAUUCCAAUACCAUGUUGACCGCAUGCUGCUUAUUUGCAACAAGAACCUCUUCAACAACGCGCUCGACUUGAAGCUUGAGGAGUCAGUCCGGUCAAAAGGGUUCAACCGGCGAAUUUGGUAUCCGGAUGGCCUAGAACUAUUGAGAGGCAAGCAGAAUAAUAGUAUUAUGGGGAGAAAGGGUAGCGGCAGGGGAGUUCACACGCUUGCAGAUAAAUCAAUUGCAGACGUUUGCGAGGCACUCAUUGGGGCAUGCUACCUUACCACUUACGAACAAGGCAGCUUUGACUUAGCUAUCCAGGCUGUGACCAAAUUCGUCAACCACCCAAACCAUAAGAUGACGGUUUAUGAAGAUUAUUACAAGGCAUACCAAAUUCCUGAGUGGCAGAGCGCUGAAGCUACAGCAGUUCAACGAGAAGUCGCUAGGCAAAUCGAGGAGAAGCUUGGCUACAAAUUCACCUAUCCCCGUCUAUUGCGCAGCGCAUUUAUGCAUCCGUCUUAUGGCACCAUUUACGAGCGAAUCCCCAAUUACCAGCGACUGGAGUUUCUUGGAGAUUCAUUGCUCGAUAUGGUUUGUGUCGACUUCUUAUUCCAUCGAUACACGGGCGCGGAUCCUCAGUGGUUAACGGAGCACAAGAUGGCUAUGGUGUCGAAUCAAUUUCUAGGCUGCCUGUGCGUUUCCCUUGGCCUGCAGACGCACAUGCUAUCAAUGACUGGUGGGCUGCAGAAGGAGAUUGCCGAAUACGUGGCCGCAAUCACAGCGGCACGCAAGAGAGCAGAGGAGGAAGCCGAAUCGGCUAAUCUCGGCCGCGCGUCAUACGCUCGGAACUUCUGGGUCGAGGUCCAGCGGCCGCCCAAAGCGCUCCCCGACAUCGUCGAGUCGUACGUCGGCGCGCUCUUCGUCGACAGCGGGUACGACUACGGCCAGGUGCAGCGCUUCUUCGACGCACACAUGCGGCCCUACUUCGAGGACAUGCACAUCUACGACACGUUCGCGAACCGGCACCCGGUCACGUUCCUGGCCAACAUGCUGCAGCUGCACUUCCGCUGCGCCGACUGGCGCCUCAUGAUCCAGGAGAUCGCCGUCGAGGGCGCGCCCCUCGGCCACGCCCAGGUCAUCUGCGGCGUCAUGGUCCACGGCCAGGUCCGCGAGCACGCCACCGCCGCCAGCGGCAGGUACGCCAAGAUCGCCGCCGCCAAGAAGUUCGUGGCCAGGCUGCAGGCCAUGAGCGUCGACGAGUACAAGCGCACGUUCGGCUGCGGCUGCUCGCCCGAGGAGGCGGAGAACUCGGAUCCGCUGGCGCAUGCUACUGCCGUCUGA